CCUGCCGCAGUUCUCACUUAUAAAUCCAAUGCUUGCACAACAUAGCCAUUGCACAGAGCAGCAGGAUCAAUUUUUAAUAUUUUUUAAAAUGAUUUCAGGCAUGUCUGAAAUUCAAGACUACAUUCAACUUUUCAUGAUUUUGCUACUCUCCACCAUUGCAGUUCUAGCAAUACUCACUAGAAACCAGAACAAGAAUCAUCGUCCACCCAGCCCUCCAGCACUCCCUAUCAUUGGACACCUUCACCUCAUUUCUCGUUUACCUCACCAAAGUUUUCACUAUCUCUCAUCUUGCUACGGACCGAUCAUGCAGCUUUUCCUAGGCUCAGUCCCUUGUGUCGUGGUUUCCACCCCAGAAGCCGCCAAGGAGUUCCUCAAAACCCACGACACUUCCUUCUCUAACCGGUUCGUAAGUGCUGCGGUUCACUACCUCUCAUACGGCUCAAACGGUUUCUUGUUUGCGCCUUACGGAGAAUCCUGGAAGCUCAUGAAGAAACUCUGCAUGUCUGAGCUUCUCGGUGGCAGAACACUCGAUCACUUUCUUCCCUUGAGGCAACAAGAGACUCUCAGGUUUCUCAAACUACUUAGAAUCAAAGGUGAAGCUGGUGAAGUUGUUGAUGUUGGUGCUGAGCUAUUGACUCUCACCAAUAGUAUUAUAACAAGAAUGACUAUGGGCAGAACGUGCUGUGAAAAUGAUAGUGAGGUGGAGGACAUUAGGAAGAUGGUGGUGGACACUGUGGAGCUGGUAGGGAGGUUUAAUGUGUCUGACUGUGUUUGGUUUUGCAGGUAUUUGGGUUUGCGGAAAAUGGACAAGAGGGUGAAAGAGAUUCAUGACAGGUUUGACAGCAUUAUGGAGAGGGUGAUAUCGGAGCAUGAAGCAGCGAGGAAGAAAAUCAUGGAAAGAGGUGAAAGUGCUCAAAAUAGGGAUUUGCUUGAUAUUUUGUUGAAAAUACAUCAUGGAGAUGAGAGCACUGAAGUAAAAUUGACCAUAGAAAAUAUCAAGGCUUUCAUUUUGGACAUAUUUAUGGCAGGAACAGACACAACUUCUAUAACCAUGGAAUGGGCUCUGGCUGAGCUAAUCAACCACCCAGAUGUGAUGGAGAAAGCACGACACGAGAUCGAUUCAGUGACCGGUAAUCGCAGGUUAAUAGAGGAGUCAGAUCUUCCCAACCUUCCUUACUUGCGAGCUAUUGUUAAAGAAACACUGAGGCUUCACCCUGCUGCUGCAACUUUUUUUAGGGAAUCAUCUGAAAGUUGUAAUGUUAAUGGCUACGAGAUUCCUGCAAAGUCCUUGUUAUUUAUCAAUUUGUGGUCCAUGGCUAGGGACCCCAACCUGUGGGAGGACCCACUUGAGUUCAGGCCAGAGAGGUUUAUGGGUGUAGAGAACCAAUUAGAUGUGAGGGGGCAGAAUUUCAAGCUAAUUCCAUUUGGCUCUGGAAGAAGGGUGUGUCCUGGAAUCUCACUAGCACUUGUGGUUGUACCAACCAAUCUUGGUGCCAUGAUUCAGUGUUUUGAAUGGAAGGUAAGUGGGACUGUUAGCAUGGAAGAGAAACCAUCAAUUACCCUUCCAAGGGCUCAUCCUUUGAUUUGUGUCCCUGUGCCUCGCUUUUCUGGUGAAAAUGCAUAUAUAUGAUAUGCUCUUGAUCUCCUCACCAUUAGUCCAUCAUGCUGCUCUUCCUAGGUUCUGGUGUUCAUAAUUUGGGGAAAAAAAAUCAAUGAGAUUUUAGUUAAAAAAUACCUCCCCUGUUAAGAAGACCGUAGGUAUUUUCCUCCUGUAGCAAAAAUAAAAGACUCUGUAGGUUCCAAAUUUGAAAUCUAUUGCCUUAAUAAAAGUAAAAAAAAUUCAAGAAA
This is a messenger RNA of Lotus japonicus, 1848 nucleotides long. RefSeq names its product 3,9-dihydroxypterocarpan 6A-monooxygenase-like. The transcript is spliced from 2 exons. Gene Ontology annotation, cellular component: membrane. NCBI's taxonomy places the organism in Eukaryota, Viridiplantae, Streptophyta, Magnoliopsida, Fabales, Fabaceae. The record is from RefSeq and is a predicted model, not a curated record. Gene Ontology annotation, molecular function: oxidoreductase activity, acting on paired donors, with incorporation or reduction of molecular oxygen, NAD(P)H as one donor, and incorporation of one atom of oxygen; iron ion binding; heme binding. Bases 29 to 1630 code for a protein of 533 amino acids.